AUGGCCUGGUGCAGUCUCACAUUAACUGUCUUCGUUGUUUUUUCAAUCUUAAUAUGGAGUACUUGCACUUGUGGUGCAAGUGGCACGGACACACUUAAACCAGGUAUUGAUCCAACUAGAGGCCGAUUACUAGAUUGGAAGGCGCGUUUCGGCAUAAUUGAAGGAAUCGCUCAAGGAUUGCUUUACCUUCACAAAUACUCAAGAUUGAGAGUAAUUCAUAGAGAUCUAAAAGCUAGUAAUAUACUACUUGAUGAACAUAUGAACCCUAAAAUCUCUGAUUUUGGUAUGGCAAGGGCAUUUGUCCAUAAUGAACUGGAAGCGAAUACUGAUAGGAUCGCUGGGACAUUAGGUUACAUGUCUCCUGAGUACGUCAUGGAGGGAAUUUUCUCCCCACGAUCUGAUGUCUACAGUUUUGGAGUACUAAUGCUUGAAAUCAUAUGUGGUAGAAAAAACAGCAGCUUCUACCAUGAUGAUCAUGCAUGGGAGUUAUGGAAAGAAGGGGCAGGGCUAGAACUUAUGGAUCCAACACUAGGCGAGUCAUGUGUUAGGGAUCAAUUGUUGAGAUGCGCCCAAGUUAGUCUAUUAUGCGUGGAGGAAAAUGCCGACGAUCAACCGGCGAUGUCAGAUGACAAAGCCAGCAUUUUUCACAAAAAGAAGAAUGGUAGGCCGGGGUGGCGUGGGCGGAAAUGA
Prunus armeniaca (apricot) is the source of this 690-nucleotide messenger RNA. NCBI's taxonomy places the organism in Eukaryota, Viridiplantae, Streptophyta, Magnoliopsida, Rosales, Rosaceae. The record is from the annotation of a GenBank genome assembly.